AAUAAUAUUAACGACAAAAGCUGGCGCGAAAGCCUCUGCCAAGAUCUCAAAAACGCCAUGGAUCUAAUCUAAUCUAAACCCAACGAUUUCCAAGCUUUAGUUUCUGUAGCCCGAAGGCGAAAACAAAAUGAAGAAGACGGCUCAAUCUUGGUUCCUAGGCGGACCCAGCAGCGGCGGUCUCGAUAAACAGAAAUCGGCGUCUUUGCUGGCUGAUUGGAACGCUUACGCCUCUUCCCAAGACCCUGAUGCUUCCGCUAUUGGCUUCGAUAUCGAAUCCGCCAUGCGUACCACCGGUGAUAAAGUCAGUGGCACCUUUAACGUGGUCUCAAAAGGAGUCAGAGGCUUACCUGGCAGUUUUCAGUCUGCAAGCAGGAAUGUACCUUCUGCUAAAUCCUUAAUGUACUUUGGUGUGCUCCUUGCUUCUGGAGUGUUCUUCAUCUUCAUCGCAUUCACCAUGUUCCUUCCAGUGAUCGUGUUGGUGCCUCAGAAGUUUGGGAUCUGCUUUACAAUAGGUUGUGCAUUAAUUGUUGGUUCAUUCUUUGCUUUGAAAGGUCCUAGAUAUCAACUUGUGCAUAUGUCCUCCAGAGAGAGGCUGCCUUUUACAUUGGGUUUUGUUGGCAGUAUGGUGGGAACCAUUUAUGUUUCCAUGUGGCUUCACAGUUAUGUUCUUUCCGUGCUGUUCUCCUUGUUACAGGUCGUUUCACUAUCAUACUAUGCAAUAUCUUACUUCCCAGGAGGAUCUUCUGGCUUGAAAUUUAUAUCUUCUACAAUUGCCUCAUCGGUCUUGAGAUGCUUUGGAAGGUGAUAUGGGAGUCGGAUAUUUUGGGUUUAGUAACUCUGUUGUUGCAGCUAUUACAAGAUUCAUGCUGAUAUCAAUUCUUUGUGCAACAUUUAGUAAGUUUGUGUAUAAGUAUCAUUGCAGUAACUUUGUGAUGAAAUAAUGAGAUAUAUAUAAUGAAGAAUGUUAUUAAGAAA
Messenger RNA from Gossypium raimondii (Peruvian cotton), 975 nucleotides. Its product is annotated as protein transport protein SFT2. The coding region runs from base 128 to 805 and encodes 225 amino acids. The record is from RefSeq and is a predicted model, not a curated record. Gene Ontology annotation, cellular component: membrane. Gene Ontology annotation, biological process: vesicle-mediated transport. Lineage: Eukaryota; Viridiplantae; Streptophyta; Magnoliopsida; Malvales; Malvaceae. The transcript is spliced from 4 exons.